UGUGUUGAUGAUGAUUUUGCAGAAAUAGAAAGAGAUAUGGAGUUUCAGAAUGAUCGACGUCAUUGGAAUGUUGAAAUGAUGUACAUGAAGAAGGUGAUGACUGAUGAACAAAUAGAAACACUUCGUAAACAAAUCGCUGCUUAUGGAACUAUUUGUGAACAACUCGUUCAAAUGCAUCAUAAAACUAUCUCUUCUCACCAAAAUCUUACUGGGGCUAGGCUGAGAGGUAUGUGUUUUGACCCGAUGAUCACCAAAAUAGGUUCGAGGCAGCGUUGGACACCAACCCCUCUGCAGCUUCAAACUCUGGAGCGAGUAUUUAAAGCUGAAACGGGGACUCCAAGCAAGGAAAUGAUAAAGGAGUUAACCGCUAAUUUAACUAAGCACGGGGAGAUUUCUGAGACCAAUGUAUAUAAUUGGUUUCAGAAUAGGCGUGCUAGGUCAAAGAGAAAGCAGCAGAGUUCGACGCCUACUAGUGUUAGUACGGAACCAGAGGUGCCAGCCGAGGUUGAUUCCAAAGACAAGAAGACUAAACCGGAUGAUUUAGUUGCGUUUCAGCCUGCUGAAAAUUUGUUCAACAAUGUGUGCUGUGGCUCCCAGUACUUAAAUCCAGAAUCAGAUGACAGUUUGCGAUCCUCAAAAAAUUUUGAUCAUGUGGCUGCUAUCGAUGAGAUGCUAUCAAACUCAAGGAGCAGCGAUUAUCUUGUUGAAAAUUUGGAAGCACCCGAGAACAAGAACAUAGAAGGUUAACAUUCGCUGUUACUUCUGAUGACUAUGAUUAGCUGUAAAGAACUCGUAGUGUGUUUAACAUUCGCUGUUACUUCUGAUGACUAUGAUUAGCAAUCUUAAUGGUAAACACAGUUCAAAGUUCAAACAGGUGCUUAUACGUUUAGUAAAUGAUCAAUGGUAUAUUAGAUGCCAAAACUUAUUAACCACCAUAUAUUUAAGCUGAGUUAACUGGUUAAAAAGUUUUUUUUGACAGUUUAACCAGUUAAAAAGUUGUCGCAAAAGUUGUUUCAAAUUAGUUGUUCGUAAAUCGUUUCUCUUUUGUUUAUAUUGGCAUUGUCUUAUAGGCUAUAGCUGUAUGCUUUUAUCUUUUGAGGUCUUACAGUCAAAAUAAUUUAGAAGUUUAAAUUGAUUGUCACUACUCACUAGUAUAACAUAAUAAGUUCCUCUGAAUUGCAAACUAAUUCUACAUAAUGUUGAACUCACUCACAAAAUAUUUCACCAUUGUGUUUUCAAAAUCUUUAUCUGCGGCAAUGGCCUUAACAUGAGUAUCAUCAUCCUCAAAUGUUAGAAGAGACACAUCCAAUGCUUCAAAAUCUUUCACGGCCGCAAUGCUUGUGAGAGCGAUAAGAUAAGCGACCGUUGAAGUAGUUAUUGAAGUAAAGCAUAUACAAUCAACAUCCUUCAAUAUAGUUUCAAGAUAUGCCCCCUUCUCUCCUUCAUUUUCGCCAAUGUCAUGGAUGAUAUUUCCUCAGUUCACCAUUGUA
Messenger RNA from Trifolium pratense (red clover), 1490 nucleotides. RefSeq names its product WUSCHEL-related homeobox 13-like. The transcript is spliced from 4 exons. The coding region runs from base 37 to 747 and encodes 236 amino acids. The record is from RefSeq and is a predicted model, not a curated record. Lineage: Eukaryota; Viridiplantae; Streptophyta; Magnoliopsida; Fabales; Fabaceae. Gene Ontology annotation, molecular function: DNA binding; DNA-binding transcription factor activity.